CUCGCCUUGCAAAUUUGUUGGUUUUCCAAAACCGUGAACAGUAAAGCAAUUAAUUAGAAUGUUUUUAAAAACUUUGUGUUUUAAAAGCAGAGUACUUAAAGACUGGACACCAUCUGCUGAAGGCUAAACUUUAAAAUGCACCUUCUAACGCUGGUCAGUUUUCUGUUGGUUUCUUCUUUUAGCCUAGCUGCCAAUUACUAUGGUGGAAGACGACCAGCCGGUCCUUCUCCAGCCGGGCCUUCACCAGGCGUUGACCCGUGGUCUCUCAUCGUUUCCGGUUCAAAACACCCAUGGCCUCUUGACCUUUCUGGACCCGACAAUAACAUCCCCGUCGGUCCUACACGUUCCACCUUGACCUGUGAAUUUGGUCGACAGCUCAACCAACAGGGAUCAUGUCGGUCACUCUAUAUGAGCAACAAGGCUGCCGAUUGUCCGCCAAAUUUCAGCUGCCAGUCUGCGUUCGGUCUUUGUUGUUUAGUUAAUAACCCAUGCUCCGAAGGAAGGCCCUUGCUCUCCAAUGGCGAGGCUGAGUCAUGUAACACACAGAUCUGUCCUACGGGGUACACAUGUUCUAGAGGAGACCAGUAUGCCGUGUGUUGUCCAGAAGUCACCAAUACCGAUCAGUACCCGAGAACCACUUCCGGUCAGUACCCAACACACCCUCAGCCCUGCCCAAGUGCGGCCUGUCCCUAUACCAAUAUACCCCCAAACUGCAGGAGGGAACGAGUCAUAACCUAUAAUGGGAUCAGAUGUCGGUGUGCACGAAACGCUUGCAGUAAUGGAGAUAGGACUUACGGUUGAUUUUUAAAAAAAAAUUUAUAGAUUGAAUAUACACUGAUUGUAUUUUUGUAAUAAAAAUGUUGUA
Molecule: messenger RNA, 865 nt
Organism: Magallana angulata
Lineage: Eukaryota; Metazoa; Mollusca; Bivalvia; Ostreida; Ostreidae
Exons: 4
Coding region: 136-801 (221 amino acids)
Source: RefSeq, a predicted model, not a curated record